Sciurus carolinensis (gray squirrel) is the source of this 1587-nucleotide messenger RNA. Its product is annotated as armadillo repeat-containing protein 7-like. Gene Ontology annotation, molecular function: protein binding. Bases 1 to 789 code for a protein of 262 amino acids. NCBI's taxonomy places the organism in Eukaryota, Metazoa, Chordata, Mammalia, Rodentia, Sciuridae. The record is from RefSeq and is a predicted model, not a curated record. The transcript has 3 exons.
AUGAGUGCCAACGCGGAAGGGGGUGAGCUUCCCCCUCCCACCCGUUGCCAGGCAGCCGGGGCCACUGAAGCCCGCCCCCUGCAGCCCGUUUUUAGCCAGGCUAACAAGGGAGAGCUUCAGAACUUUAAGGGGUGCUUCCUGCAACCUGAGAGUGAAAGGAGAAGAGAAAGAACCCCUUUAAUAUCCAUCUGCAUAGCAGGCAUCAGUUCCAUCUUCAAGUUACUGCAGAAUCUGAACCCAGGAAAGAAACCCACGUGCUGCCUGUCCACCCGUGGACAGCCAGACGCCAAGGAGCAAGUACUCGCCAACCUUGCCAACUUCGCCUAUGACCCCAACAACUACCAGUAUCUGCGACAACUUCAAGUCGUGGAUUUAUUCCUCGAUUCUCUGUCGGAAGAGAAUGAGACCUUGGUGGAGUUCGCUAUUGGGGGCCUCUGCAACCUGUGCUCAGACAGGGCCAACAAGGACCACAUUCUGCAAGCAGGCGGCAUCCUACUCAUCACCAACUGCCUGUCCAGUCCCAAUGAGGAGACAGUGUUGUCUGCAGUCACCACACUCAUGUAUCUGAGCUCACCAGAUGCCAGCUCCCACCCUGAGCUGACCUCCACACCUGUGGUCCAGUGCAUGCUGCGCUUCUCUCUGUCUGCUAACACAAGGCUCCGGAACCUGGCCCAGAUCUUCCUGGAGGACUUCUGCUCCCCAAGUCAGGUGGCUGAAGCCCGCAGCUGGCAGGCUCACUCUGCCAUGGGUAUCCCACUGCCAAGGACUGAGGCCCCCCAGCAACCCUGACCAGGGUAGCUCCCAGUGCACGGCACUGUUAUUGCUGGGGACCGCAGUCCUGGCACGGAAGUAAGGGAGCAUAUUCUGCCAAAGUGGUGCCUGUUCUACCAUCUUAAAGGUAAAGGUUUUCGGCACAACAGGUGUGAUGAAAAGGCAAGAGCAGUGAGGACGCCGGACUUUGAGACCCGGAGGAAGUCAAAGCUAGUGCCAUCUUCCUGCGCUGACACUCAGCAGACUGGAGAUAAGGGACCUAUCCCCAUGAUACCCACCUCCAGGCGCACACCCUCAUGUCAGAGCUGGGGCCUCUAAAUCAGAGGGCGUGUGGGGAGCAGAGCCGGAAUGAAGGCUUAGGAGUGGCGCCUGUGCCUGAGGAAACGAGAGAUUAGCCCUUAACCGGAGUGUCUGGAGUAAUUCUGAAGUGGACAUGAGAAGUCUCAUCUGAAAGGACCUCAGAGGGCAGGGGUGUGGCUCAGUGAGAGUGCGCUUGGCAUGCACAAGGCCCUGGGUUUCACCCAGCACUGCAAGGAAAAAGAAAAAGAACUUAAGACCCGGGAAGCUGAGGUGUCACACCCCUCCCUCCAGGGCUGUGGAGGACCUCCCCCUCAAGUCUCCAGGCUGGCCAUCUGGACACGGUGGACUCUGACCUGUGUAACUCUGUGGCCUGGGAUUAACUGUCUCCACAGCCCUUCUGUCUGGAAGGUACCAUAUAAAGGUUUCAAAGACGAAGAUGUGGCCCCGGACCUUGUGAUGCAGCCCAGUGACUGUUCACAUGGCCAGCAGGCAUUAAGACCAAGGCACUGAGGGUGA